UGCAGCAAAUGUGUUAAGUGCUGAAGUAUUGCAACCACUUGUCGGCACUAUUCAACCUUGCUGUCGUCGCCAGUUUCGGCUAUAAAAGAGUGCGAUCCAAUGGGCAGUUUUGCAUUCGUACAAAUGUCACGGUCGGCUUAGGACCACAGCAGCUUGGUGGAGAUUAGAGCUCAAAAGUGUUAAAGUUGGAUAAAAAUUGUUAGAUAAUAAAAAAAAGUUUUAAGUGCUUCAAAGACAUAUAUGUAAAAACAUAAUUUUCAUUAAAAAUUUUAACAAAUGCUUUGAGAAAAGAAUUCGCGGUCGUACAGUUAACAUUUAAAUUGAAAUUGUUUAAAUUAAAAUUAGUUUUUUCUCUUGAAUUAAGCAAUUUUCCAAAUGUGCAACAUUUUACGGUUUUUGAGAAUUUUGUACACCUUCAGCAGUACUGUGUGAUUCGUUUUUGUUCGCAAAAUUUAUGUAUUUUUGACAAUUGUGCGAUGUGCAUAAAAGCGGCUAACUGAAAAUGCGUCCAGAAUAGCUAUAAUUUGACGUUCGAAAAUAAAGAUUUAGAGUGCGGCGUCGACGAAGAAGAGGACAUCGCCUUGGCGAUGUCACCGACCGGACAAAUAGCUAAGACACCAACACCACGUGACGAAGCAGAUAGUGACGAUCAGCGUGAGACAUGGAGCGGCAAAGUCGAUUUUUUACUAUCAGUUAUUGGAUUCGCAGUCGAUUUAGCAAACGUUUGGCGAUUUCCAUAUUUAUGCUACAAAAAUGGCGGUGGCGCUUUUCUGGUACCAUAUUGUAUUAUGCUGCUAGUUGGUGGUAUACCAUUAUUUUACAUGGAACUAGCAUUGGGCCAACAUAACCGUAAGGGUGCCAUUACAUGUUGGGGACGCUUAGUGCCGUUAUUUAAAGGAAUCGGUUAUGCAGUGGUGCUGAUUGCUUUCUAUGUUGAUUUCUAUUACAACGUUAUAAUCGCUUGGAGUUUACGUUUCUUCUUUGCCUCGUUCACAAAUGAUUUGCCCUGGACAUCGUGUUCGAAUCCCUGGAACUCUGACUUUUGCAAACCGUUUGAGGUUCAACAAAAUGAAAUCAUACCCAUGCAACCAACCAUCCAACCGUUUAAUAUUUCUAUGAACUUCACCGAUUUUUCAUACGACAAUCAGACCGCAUUGAGUUACAACGACAAUAAAACUGUAGAAGGUACAACGACAACAGAGCGAUUUCAUUCCGCUGCAUCGGAAUAUUUCAAUCGUUAUAUCCUAGAAUUAAAUCGCAGUUCGGGUCUAGAUGACCUCGGUCCAAUCAAAUGGGAUAUGGCCGUUUGUCUGCUCGUUGUCUAUCUCAUCUGUUAUUUCUCACUGUGGAAAGGCAUCAGCACUUCCGGUAAGGUGGUGUGGUUCACAGCGCUCUUUCCCUACGUUGUGCUGUUGAUAUUGCUCAUUCGUGGUAUUACACUGCCUGGUUCCGCCAUGGGUAUACAAUAUUAUUUGAAUCCAAACUUUGACGCCAUCUACAAAGCGGAAGUGUGGGUCGAUGCGGCGACACAGGUGUUCUUCUCAUUGGGACCUGGUUUCGGUGUGCUUUUGGCAUAUGCGUCGUACAAUAAAUACCACAAUAAUGUUUACAAAGACGCGCUACUUACAAGCUGCAUCAAUUCGGCUACCAGUUUCAUUGCUGGCUUUGUGAUAUUCUCUGUACUGGGCUAUAUGGCACAUACCUCUGGCCAAAAUAUUGAAGAUGUCGCCACAGAGGGUCCGGGUUUAGUGUUUGUCGUCUAUCCGGCGGCCAUUGCCACUAUGCCGGGCAGUACUUUUUGGGCUUUGAUCUUUUUCAUGAUGCUGCUGACCUUGGGUUUAGAUAGUUCAUUUGGCGGUUCUGAGGCCAUCAUAACGGCUUUAAGCGAUGAGUUCCCCAAGAUCGGCAGAAAUCGUGAGAUCUUCGUUGCCAUACUCUUCUCGCUCUACUUCGUAGUGGGUUUGGCCAGUUGUACACAUGGCGGUUUCUAUUUCUUUCAAUUGCUGGAUCGCUAUGCUGCUGGCUACUCAAUACUUGUAGCGGUUUUCUUUGAGUCUAUAGCUGUAUCGUGGAUUUACGGCACAAAUCGCUUUUGCGAGGAUAUACGUGACAUGAUCGGCUUUCCACCAGGCAAAUACUGGCAAAUAUGUUGGCGUUUUGUGGCGCCACUCUUUCUACUCUUCAUCAUAGUCUAUGGACUGAUCGGUUAUGAACCGCUAACAUAUGAAGACUACACAUAUCCAGUUUGGGCCAAUGCCUUGGGUUGGUGUAUAGCGGGCUCCUCAGUGAUGAUGAUACCGACGGUUGCGAUCAUUAUGAUGCUCAAAACACCGGGCACUAUUAGACAGCGUUUAAAGAUUCUCACCACACCCUGGCGCGAUCAGCAAGUCUCAGUUAACGGUGUAACCGCCGAGGCAACACAAGUGCGGCUCACCGAUGCCAAAGAGGGUGCUGAGGUCUGAGAUCAGCCAUUUGCUAGAUUCAAAGUGUAUUAUGUGUGAUUUUGUUGCGCCAUUUUUUAGGCAAUUCUUAAGCAGAAAAUCUGCAAUAUUAUUAGAACUCUUUUGAUUUUUGCCAAAAUAGUGCCGAGUGCACCGUUAUACAUAUACUAUAAUAUGUAAUUUGAUCACUAGUUAAUGUUCACAUGAAAUUAGGGAAUUAGUUCAUAAGUAUUUGAUAGUGUAUAAAUAUAAAUAAUAAUAAAAAAAAUGAAUUGUUAGUAGUUUAAUUAGCAGAUAACCACACAUUUUGUACACUUAUACAAAUGCAAAUUUCACAAACAACGUAAUUUACUUAGGUUUCGCUGGCAUACAGAAUCGUAUGAAAGCUGCACAGCAAGCAAAAAAAACAAGCUUCAAACAAUCAUCAACAACACAAGCAUACAUACACACAUACAGGGUAUGCAUGAUGUAUGUAAUGUUAAGUGUAAAUUAUAAUUAUUUGUUAGUUAGUGAGCGACCCCAACCAGGCAGUACUUAGUAUAUAAGUGCAGCUGUGCAAGAUUGCGCGUAAAAAAUAUUGAAAUAAGUGCAUUUGUUGUUGCAGUUUCUUAAACAUAAAAUUAAACUCAGAAACUCAUUAAUAUGUAGAAAAAAACUGUAUGAUUUUUUUAAAAUGCUGUGUAGAUAAUAUUAGAAUUUGAAAGAUUGAAACUUGCCGAGUUACAGGUGUUAUAAUAAUAAAUUAUGAAAAAUAAACUGUUUAAUAGUAGCUAAACAUAAAGUGCUUGUUAUCAAAUCUACCUAUGUAUGUACCUAUGUACAAUCAACUUAAUUUCUAUGCGCGUUUAC
Messenger RNA from Zeugodacus cucurbitae (melon fly), 3290 nucleotides. It is a transcript of the gene DAT, whose product is annotated as sodium-dependent dopamine transporter. Gene Ontology annotation, molecular function: dopamine:sodium symporter activity. Lineage: Eukaryota; Metazoa; Arthropoda; Insecta; Diptera; Tephritidae. The coding region runs from base 588 to 2462 and encodes 624 amino acids. The record is from RefSeq and is a predicted model, not a curated record. Gene Ontology annotation, biological process: sodium ion transmembrane transport; dopamine uptake involved in synaptic transmission. Gene Ontology annotation, cellular component: presynaptic membrane; neuron projection; neuronal cell body membrane. The transcript has 10 exons.